AUGGAUGGCAAACACAUACGUAUUGUUCCACCACCAAAAUCUGGAUCAACAUACUAUAAUUACAAAAAUUUUAAUAGCAUUGUUUUAAUGGCUUUAGUCAACUCUAAUUAUGAAUUUAUAUAUGUUGAUGUUGGAAAAAAUGGCAGAUUAUCUGAUAGAGGUGUUUUUGAAUAUACAGAAUUUGGCAGAAAAUUAUUGGCUAAGAAAUUAAACUUGCCAGAUACUAACGCAACUGUGAAUAAUAUGAACUAUGUGUUUAUUGGUGAUGAGGCAUUUUCUUUGGAAGAAAAUUUUUUAAAACCGUAUGCCCAAAAAAUUUGA
Messenger RNA from Macrosiphum euphorbiae (potato aphid), 321 nucleotides. NCBI's taxonomy places the organism in Eukaryota, Metazoa, Arthropoda, Insecta, Hemiptera, Aphididae. The record is from the annotation of a GenBank genome assembly.